This is a messenger RNA of Colletotrichum godetiae, 651 nucleotides long. RefSeq lists its product as uncharacterized. The transcript is spliced from 3 exons. The record is from RefSeq and is a predicted model, not a curated record. The coding region runs from base 1 to 651 and encodes 216 amino acids. Lineage: Eukaryota; Fungi; Ascomycota; Sordariomycetes; Glomerellales; Glomerellaceae.
AUGUUCUACCUUGGCCCUACCACCGGUGGUCAGUACAUCACCAAGGCCACCUACAACAUGGAGGUUCCCAACCCGCCCACGAACUGGGUCAAGACCGAUGAGACCCAGCGCUGGCUCUCUCUCUGGAUCGGCGUUCAGGACAACCCGAACAACGCCGAUGUGCUCAACAUGAACUUUGUCCAGCCCCUUCUCAAUUGGGGACCCGACAACUCCGUCUGGGGCUGCAGUGCUCCCAACACACAGUGGUGUGCUGCUGCCAGCACUUACCAGCCCAGCGGUCAAAUUGGUCAGGCCUACGUCCCGGUCAACAAGGAGGCCACCCUUGAGUUUGAGAUUUCUCUCAACUCCUCCACCGACAUGAUCGACCAGAAGAUCUGGCAGAACGGAGACCUCAUUUCUUCCGAGUCUGACUCAAAGGGCAUGAGACCUGCCGUCUUCUACUCUGGCAACGAAUGCUACGGCGAUGGCUGCGGUACUCUCCCCGCUUACAAGUACACCAACAUCACCCUUGUUUUCGACAAGGCUGUGACCAACUUGGCUGACAUUAUCUCUUACACCAACGCUACCCACACGGAAUGGCAGACGAAGGACAACGGCAUCACCUGGACCAUCGACUCCAUCACCAUCGCGGAGGACAACUUGACGGAAUAA